AUGGCCGUGGGCCCUGCCCUGUGGCUGGGCCCUGUGCUCCUGGUUUCCCUCUGGGGGUCCUCAGCUCCAGCUUCCCUUCUUAGGCGCCUCGGUGCACACGUUCGGCGAGUUCAGGAGAGCUCUGUCCUGAGACUAAGCCUGGACCCAGGGACCACGACCCUCCCUAAAGAGGGGUGGCUGGAGCAGCCGCUGGACCCCUUCAACGCAUCCGACAGGCGGUCCUUCCUACAGCGGUACUGGAUAAACGACCAGCACUGGGCCAGCCAGGAUGGACCCAUAUUCCUGCAUCUUGGGGGCGAGGGCAGCCUUGGGCCGGGCUCAGUGAUGAGAGGGCACCCUGCAGCCCUAGCCCCAGCCUUGGGGGCCCUGGUGAUAGGCCUGGAACACAGAUUUUAUGGUCUGAGUAUACCUGCUGGGGGCCUGAGCAUGACCCAACUCCGAUUCUUGUCCAGCCGCCAUGCGCUGGCCGACGUGGCCUCCGCCCGCCUCGCGCUCUCCCGCCUCCUCAACGUCUCCGCCUCCAGCCCCUGGGUCUGCUUCGGAGGCUCCUACGCCGGCUCCCUGGCCGCCUGGGCGCGGCUGAAGUUCCCGCAUCUCCUCUUCGCCGCGGUCGCCUCCUCGGCCCCGGUGCGGGCCGUGCUGGAUUUCUCCGCGUACAACGAGGUGGUGUCCAGGAGCCUCACGAGCGCGGCCAUCGGCGGGUCCCCGGAAUGUCACGCUGCGGUGUCCACCGCCUUCGCGGAGGUGGGGCGCCGGCUGCGCGCCGGAGGGGCGGCUCGGAAGGCACUGAGGGCGGAGCUGGGAGCUUGCACGCCCCUGGGCCGCCCAGAAGACCGGGAGGAACUGCUGGAGGCUCUACAGGCUCUGGUGGGAGGUGCGGUGCAGUAUGACGGGCAGACGGGGGCGCCGCUGAGCGUGCGACAGCUCUGUGGACUCCUCCUCGAGGGCAAGGGCAACGGCAGCCACCUGGCGCCGUACCGCGGGCUGCGUCGGGCCGUGCAGGUUGUCCUACACAGCCUGGGCCAGAGGUGUUUAAGCGUUUCCCGAGCAGAGACCUUGGCCCAGCUGAGGGUCACAGAACCCCAAGUGUCCCGCGUGGGUGACCGCCAGUGGUUGUACCAGACGUGUACUGAGUUUGGCUUCUAUGUCACCUGUCAAGGUCCUAGAUGCCCUUUCUCCCAGCUCCCAGCACUGCCCUCCCAGCUAGAGCUGUGUGAGAAGGUGUUCGGGCUUUCAACCUCAUCCAUGGUCCAGGCUGUGACCCAGACCAACUCCUACUAUGGUGGCCAGACACCAGGGGCCACCCAGGUGCUGUUCGUUAAUGGGGAUGCAGACCCCUGGCAUGUGCUCAGUGUAACACAGGACUUGGGACCCUCAGUGUCAGCCCUCCUCAUCCCUAGUGCCUCUCACUGCUCGGACAUGGCACCUGAGAGGCCCUCAGACACCCCCAGCCUCCGCCAAGGGCGCCAGAGCAUCUUUCAGCAGCUGCAGACUUGGCUCAGGCUGGCCAAAAGGAGCCCUCUUAGGGGUGGGCUCUGAGUCCCACACCCUCACGAUUCCCUGCCUGGCCCUCCCGGACCAGGACAUAUUUGUUCACUGGACAGAAGAAAGCAGCUGGCUUAGAAAGAGGAAUUCCCAGGAGUUGGGAUUCAGCCCCUGUUCUGCAUGUAACUGACUUGUGUCUGCAACCACCCUCACUCCCAA
This is a messenger RNA of Phyllostomus hastatus (greater spear-nosed bat), 1704 nucleotides long. It is a transcript of the gene PRSS16, whose product is annotated as serine protease 16. Gene Ontology annotation, molecular function: dipeptidyl-peptidase activity; serine-type exopeptidase activity. Bases 1 to 1539 code for a protein of 512 amino acids. Gene Ontology annotation, biological process: proteolysis. The transcript is spliced from 12 exons. The record is from RefSeq and is a predicted model, not a curated record. Lineage: Eukaryota; Metazoa; Chordata; Mammalia; Chiroptera; Phyllostomidae. Gene Ontology annotation, cellular component: lysosome; endosome.